Messenger RNA from Vigna angularis (adzuki bean), 3279 nucleotides. Its product is annotated as putative pentatricopeptide repeat-containing protein At5g06400, mitochondrial. Lineage: Eukaryota; Viridiplantae; Streptophyta; Magnoliopsida; Fabales; Fabaceae. The record is from RefSeq and is a predicted model, not a curated record. Gene Ontology annotation, molecular function: protein binding. Bases 111 to 3221 code for a protein of 1036 amino acids. The transcript has a single exon.
GCAUUGUUUUGUUUGAAAUUUGCAGCUGCGUUUUUUUGUUUAUGCAGUUGAAGUAUAUUAAGCAAUGAUCAGUCGGUCUUUUAGGUGACAACAUUGUUUUGAAGUUUCCCAUGAAAUCAUUAACUAAGCUUCGAUUCCUGAAUCCCCUUCUCCUCUCACGAUCUCACGUUUUGAAUCUUUCCAACACUGCAAAACUUUCACGCCCUCGUAGAGAAACAAAGCAACAACUUUCCAACACCAACAUUCCUUCAGAUAUUGAUGCUUCUCGUGCACUUUUCAACGAGAUCACCCAGAUUCUAGGUGCAGAAACCGUGUUCCCAGACCAAUCCCCAUCUGGGUCUUUGUUUCCUUUAGAAACUCCCCAGUCUGAAGUUGGUUCCAUGGACCAAUCAGCUUGCACCAAAGGUGUUUGUCAAAAUUCCGCACAGAAUGUUGGCUCUUUGGAAGAUGCUCAGGUGGGAAAUAUGGGUAAGGAAGAUCUAAGCCGGAUUGUGGAUGAGAUUACUGAAAUCGUUAGAGGGGAAAACAGUUCCACUUCUGUGGAGGAGAGGUUAGAGAAUCUAAGUUAUGGGUUGAACAGUGAGGUUUUUGACAUGGUGUUGAAGAGGUGCUUCACGGUACCACUACUGGCUUUGAGGGUUUUCAAUUGGCUGAAGCUCAAGGAUGGGUACUAUCACACGACGCAGACAUAUAAUAUCAUGUUGUACAUUGCUGGAGAAGCUAAGGAAUUUGGGUUGGUGAAGAGACUGAUGGAAGAAAUGGAUGAGUGUGGAAUCGAAAAGGAUAUUAAGACAUGGACCAUUCUUGUCACCCACUAUGGUAAGGCAAGGAAAAUUAGUGAAGCAUUGUUGGCCUUUGAAAAUAUGAAAAGGUGUGGCUGUGAACCGGAUGCUGUUUCAUAUAGCGCAAUUAUCUGUUCACUUUGCAGUGCUGAGAAGGGAGACAUUGCUAUGGAGUUCUAUACUGACAUGGUCAGGAAGGAUAUGGUGUGUGAUGUGAGGUUGUAUGAGACAAUCAUGAAGUGCAUGGCAAGAUCGGGAGAUGCGGCAGCUGUUAGAUUACUUGGAAAUGACAUGAUACGGUUGUCUGUGAUGCCAGAAAACCGUGUUCAUAGCUGUAUGCUGAAGAACUUUUGCAUUACUGGGAGGAUUGAAGAGGCUUUGGAAUUGAUUCGGGACCUCAAAAGUAAAGAUUUAGAUCUUGAACCUGAAAAUUAUGAGAACUUGGUUAGAGGACUGUGUAAGGCAGAUAGGAUCACAGAUGCUUUACAUAUUGUUGAAAUUAUGAAGAGAAGGGAUGUGGUUGAUGAGAAGAUCCAUGGGAUUAUCAUAAAUGGGUAUUUAGGGAGAAAUGAUGUUGACAGGGCGCUCAAAAUAUUUCAAAGUAUGAAAGAAUCUGGUUGUGUGCCUACUAUUUCCACAUAUACCGAACUGAUACAACAUCUCUUUAGGUUGGGGAGAUAUGAAGAAGCUUGCGUGAUGUAUGAUGAGAUGCUGGGAAAAGGAAUUAAGCCAGAUAUUGUGGCAAUAACAGCUAUGGUUGCAGGUCACGUUUCACAAAACCGUAUAUCUGAAGCAUGGAAAAUGUUCAGUUGUAUGGAGUGCCAAGACAUCAGGCCCACUCGGAAAUCCUAUGAAGUAUUCAUUAAGAAGCUUUGCAGGGUUUCAAGAACAGAAGACAUUGUCAAAGUAUUGCACGAAAUGCAGGCUUCAAAGAUUAAAAUUCAAGAUACUGUAUUCCGUUGGGUUAUAACAUACAUGGAGGAAAAGGGGGAGCUUACUAUGAUGGAGAAAAUCCAGCAGAUGCGUAAAGCAUACACACUUGAUUCUGAAAAGUUCAAGGGGUCAAACAAACAAGUAUCUUCGGAAAUUAAGGUGGAAAAGGAUGUUAAAGUUGACCUAUCAAAGUCAAAAAUAGACUAUUCCUCUACACACCGAAACCUUAAAACUUGCACGGAGCCAGAUUUUCAUGAAAUUUGUAGGAUACUUUCAUCCUCUACAGAUUGGUCCUUAAUCCAAGAAAAAUUGGAGAGAAGUACAUUUCGCUUCACCCCAGAACUUGUUAUAGAGAUAUUGCAAAGUUGCAAUAUGCAUGGUGGCUCUGUCCUAAAAUUCUUUUCAUGGGUGGGAAAGCAAUCUGGGUAUCAACACACAUUAGAAUCUUACAAUAUGGCAAUGAAAAUUGCAGGCUGUGGCAAAGAUUUCAAGCACAUGCGCAGCUUGUUCUUCGAAAUGCGAAGAAAUAGUUAUCCAAUCACACCAGAAACAUGGACAAUCAUGAUAAUGCUUUAUGGUCGAACAGGUCUGACUGAGAUGGCCAUGAAUUGUUUCAAAGAGAUGAAAGCUGAUGGUUAUAGCCCCAAUAGGAGUACAUACAAGUAUCUGAUAAUUGCCUUUUGUGGGAGGAAAGGAAGGAAGGUUGAUGAUGCUCUGGAAACAUACAGUGAGAUGAUUGGUGCAGGAUAUACCCCUGACAAAGAACUGAUUGAAGCUUACCUCGGUUGUUUAUGUGAAGUUGGUAGAGUGUUGGAGGCCAGAAGAUGUGCAGAUUCUCUUCAGAAUUUUGGCUACACAGCCCUUCUCGGUUAUUCCGUGUUUAUCAGAUCUCUUUGUAGAGCUGGGAGAGUGGAAGAAGCAUUGGCAUUAAUUAAAGAGGUUGGGGAAGAAAAGUCUAGUUUAGAGCAGCUAACUUGUGGAAGCAUAGUUCAUGGUCUAUUACGUAAGGGUCGACUAGAAGAGGCAUUGGCCAAGGUGGAUGCCAUGAAACGGAAGGGAAUAGCACCUACCAUCCAUGUUUAUACAUCACUGAUGGUUCAUUUCUUUAAAGAGAAACAAGUAGAGAAAGCUAUUGAGACUUUUGAGGAGAUGCAACAGUCAGGUCAUGAACCAAACAUUGUCACAUAUUCUGCACUUAUACGUGGGUACAUGAACGUGGGUAGGCCCAUUGAUGCAUGGAAUAUCUUCUACCUUAUGAAACUAAAGGGACCAUUUCCUGAUUUCAAAACGUAUUCUAUGUUCCUCACAUGCCUUUGCAAGGUUGGGAGGUCUGAAGAAGCAAUGCAACUUAUUUCUGAAAUGUUAGACAGUGGAAUUGUUCCAAGUACUAUAAAUUUUCGAACGGUUUCUCAUGGGCUAAACAGAGAAGGUAAAAAUUAUUUAGCCCGCAUUGUAUUGCAACAAAAGUCAGAACUAAGAAGAAAACGCAGGCUCGUCGUAACUUGAUUUCUUUUUAUAACCUUUGGAAAUCGAUGGACUUAUGCAAUAGUAGUUUCUCAUUUUA